Messenger RNA from Cladophialophora psammophila CBS 110553, 1572 nucleotides. RefSeq lists its product as uncharacterized. Gene Ontology annotation, cellular component: nucleolus. Gene Ontology annotation, molecular function: RNA helicase activity; RNA binding; ATP binding. The record is from RefSeq and is a predicted model, not a curated record. The coding region runs from base 1 to 1572 and encodes 523 amino acids. Lineage: Eukaryota; Fungi; Ascomycota; Eurotiomycetes; Chaetothyriales; Herpotrichiellaceae. The transcript has a single exon. Gene Ontology annotation, biological process: rRNA processing.
AUGAGCAAGCAUAAACUCGACGACGAGGCCGCCCAGCUGGCCAAACAGGAGCGGAAGAGAAGGAAGAAAGACCGCAAGGCAGCCCUUCGCUUGCAAGAUAUCACGCCCUCUUCGACUGAGGCCACAGCCAACUCAACUCCAGUCCCGGAGGAUAAGGACAGUAAUAACACCAAUGGCGAUGGCAACGUUGCCCAAAAGCCUGUUUCAGCCCUCGAAACCCUCCGGAAAUCCGAAGUCGAUCAUUUCUUGAAAACACAGUCUGUGCAGGUUUUUGAUCCACAGAACACAAACGUCCAACCUAUCCUCGCGUUCUCGCAACUUCCCGAAGACUUAGCCUCUCAAUUCUCUGACAUCUUCUCCUCCUUUCAGAAGCCCUCGUCUAUUCAAUCCGCCGCUUGGCCCUUCCUCCUCUCCGGUCGAGACGUGGUGGGUGUGGCGGAAACAGGCAGCGGGAAGACCCUGGCAUUCGGCCUGCCUCUCGUCGUUCGUCUCACCUCUCUUGAGAAGAAGAAGGGAAUAAGAGCUGUCAUUGUGGCGCCCACGCGGGAACUUGCGAUCCAAGUGUUUGAACAAUUGGACAAUCUGAGCAAAACAACUCAGAAGCUCAAGGCGGCAUGUAUAUACGGGGGUACCAAUAAAGACGAACAGCGUCGCAGUUUGAAGGGGGCGAAUGUCGUUGUUGCAACGCCAGGAAGGUUAAAAGACUUCAUGUCUGAUGGCACAGUCGACGUGUCCAAAACACGAUAUCUGGUCCUCGACGAAGCAGACCGCAUGCUCGACAAGGGCUUUGAAGAUGACAUCAAACAAAUCAUUUCCCAAAUGCCAUCCUCAAAGAAGCGACAGACCGCAAUGUUUACAGCGACAUGGCCAAAAUCUAUCCGCGAGCUGGCGGCAACAUUCAUGCAGCAACCAGUUAAAAUCACCAUUGGCCGCGAGGACGCUGAUGACUCGGGCGAACUGAGAGCUAACCCACGCAUCGUGCAGAAAGUGGAAGUCAUCGACGGCUCUCUAAAGCAGCAGCGUCUUCUGCAGUUAUUGAAGCAGCACACCGCCGGUCAAAAACGCAAUGACCGCAUCUUGGUUUUCUGCUUGUACAAAAAAGAAGCCCUCCGCAUCGAGAACUUCAUCCGGUCGCGUGGGUUCAACGUCGCAGGAAUCCACGGUGACAUGUCACAGUCCGCACGCAUCGCCAGCUUAGAAUCAUUCAAAUCUGGCGCCACCACGCUCCUCGUGGCCACUGACGUGGCAGCCCGCGGGUUGGACAUCCCCGAGGUGAAACUCGUCAUCAACGUAACUUUCCCGUUGACCGCAGAAGACUACGUUCACCGUAUCGGUCGCACUGGCCGCGCUGGCAAGGAUGGCCUUGCGAUUACUUUCUUCACCGAACAGGAUAAAGGUCUGGCGGGCUCGCUGAUCAAUGUCUUGAAAGCCGCGAAGCAAGACGUCCCAGAAAACCUGCUGAAGUUUGGCACCACGGUGAAGAAGAAGGUUCAUAGUGACUAUGGUGCUUUCUAUCGGGAAGCGGAGGAAGGAGAGAAGAGUACCUCGACGAAGAUUACGUUUGACGAUUGA